UACUUCCGGUACAUCCGCUAUUAAGAUGGCCGUCCAGUGCUAACGAUCGCGAUAACGUUACAGCAUCGUUUUGCCCGAUCGUGCGUGCGCGGGUAUUAGUCGUCGUUGAUCGCGGAAAAUCGAGAGGCGUGUUUCCCCGUUUCGGAGGGAAAGCGAUCUCGCGCCGAGUCCGCGGCUCGAACGUACGAUUUUUCGCGCAGGUUCGUCGACUCCCACUGGGAAAUUUCUCUCUCUCUCUCUCUCUCGGCGUGCUACCAACGCCAUCUAAAAAAUUUUAGCUCCGCGAUAAAAGUCGUGAGGAACAACAGCGAGGUAAAAAGUCGAUGAAAUAAUCAAUCGAAAUGUGCGCACGUCGCUAAUUCGCCCGCCGCCGAGCGUCAGCGAGGCCCGAUUCCGAUCGAUCAGAGUCGACGCCGCCGGCCAGCAGCCCGCCAUCGGCUGACGCUGAGUCAGUUCGCCGAUAUCUCCGUCGAAGGUGAAAACUUUUAGGUGGCGCUAACGACCGCUGGACAAAUUUCAAUGUAAGAAUUUCGACGGAGGCCGAAGUUUAAGUGAUCGAAGACCCUGUGGACGGCAUAUUGUGUGGGGUUGCGCGGCUAAUAGUAAGGUGUGAUAUUAUGCGUCGGCUCAGCAUGCGAAACAAGCGGAAGAAGUCAGAGACGAUAAGCAGCAGCGAGUCGGAGGAAAAUGGCGGCAACGUCGACAACGGUAAAGACGAGACGCAGAAGACCGCCGACAGGAACAACCACAACAGCGCGUCCGAGACGUCCGUGAACACCGCCAUGCGAAAGUCCACUCCGAAGAGACGCUCACGCGGCUCAAUGCAGCAGAAGCAGUCAGCGGCGCACGCGGACGACGGUGAUGAGGUAAAGGACGAGCUGGUCGUCACGGACGAGCAGGAGGAGCAGGAGAAUGGCGAGAAGACCGCCGUGAAGCCGUCGCCGAGCAAGCGCAAGAGGAAGGAGGACCAGAAAGCAUCCACCUCGGCCCGCGGCGAGGAUUCCGGCGGGAACGACGAGUACGAGGUGGACAUGAUCAUCAGCCAUCGUACUAUCAAAGGACGCAGACAAUUCUUGAUACGAUGGAAAGGUUACAACAGUUCCUCCGAUUCUUGGGAAAAUGAGAAGGAUCUCCACUGUCCAAAGUUGAUAGAAGAGUUCCUUGCGAACGAGAAGGACGAAAAGGAAAAGGCGAAAGCAAAACUGACCAAAACUGAUAAAUCAAAGAAAACUAAAACUAAAAAACAAACAGAAAAUGAUGAACAGAAUAUUAAAGAGGUCAGCACAGAUAAGGAAGGUUUGAAGGAGUUUGAAGUUGAAAGAAUUAUCGAGGUACACUUCAAGAAGAACGGGAAGAGAGAUUUCUUAAUCAGAUGGAAAGGAUUUAGUGCAAUGGAUGAUACAUGGGAACCAGAAGAGAAUCUCAAUUGUCCAGAUCUGAUCACCAAGUUUAUGCAGAAGUUGGAGAAAAUGAAGACGGCAGACUUUCGAGAACUCAGGACAAAUCCAGCGCACACUAAACGGUACACCUUAUCGACACGCGACUCCGGAAGGAGGUUGUCUCGACGUCACAAGGACAAGCAAAGGGCAACCUAUCAUGAAUGUGACGAAUGAAGAAAUACAUCGUCGCGGUCCCAAUAUCAUUUUUUUCAAAGAAUUUACUUUAUAUAUAUAUAAUCUGUAGUUUUACAAGAGAAAAGAAAUGGAAGGCGUUUUAAGGAUAAAACAAAAAAGAAUAUAUCAAAACGAAUAAUUUGCAGUAUAUAUAUAUAUAAUCUAUAUAUAUAUCUAUAUAUAUAUCUAUAUAUAUAUCUAUAUAUAUACAUAUAUAUAUAUAUAUAUGCAUACAUAUAUGACGUGUAUAUGCUCCGUUUGAGGAGUGACGCGUCCGUGAAUGAGAGAAGGUGAUUGGUUUAUGUAUUGGUCUGAUGUAUUCACUAUAUACGCACUUUGUUAUCUGCUUUAGGUACAUCUUUUGUUCGAAGGAAAGUCUUAUUAUUAUGCACGAACUUAAUAUUAUGUCUGUAGUAAGAAAGCGAAAGAGAGGGAGAGAGAGAUGUAAAGUACAAUUUUAUUUUUGCUUCGGUACGAUGUUACAGCAGUCGAGAGGAACGAUUUCCAGAGCCGUACUUACCUUCUUUUGGAUAAGUACAAAAGAAAGAAUUUCUGGCGGAUGAUAUGGGAAGAUAAUUAUUAUAUUUGUAUCAGAUUUAACAUACAGUGAUAGGACCAAUGUAGUUCUAUAACAAUUAACAAAAUUAGUCAAUUAGCAGAAUUCAACCUUGUUUAUUGUUUGUGAUAUAUUCACUAUUUGGUGCUGUAUAGCAAAUAUGUCGUGUGGCCAAACGUAGUGUUGCAUAUUGGUACGGUCCUGGUAACGUUUUCAUUCGCGCAAUGUAUGAUUCGUUAAACAAGUUGCAAAGAGGACUAACAAUUUGGUUUAAGAGAAAUAAUUGUAAAUCUCAUUUACUACUUCGUGUGAAUGACUAGCUUAUCUAUCGCCUAUCAGGGAAAUUGACGAAAUAAAUACUUAAAUUUGACCUGAAA
Messenger RNA from Harpegnathos saltator (Jerdon's jumping ant), 2546 nucleotides. RefSeq names its product probable chromo domain-containing protein LHP1. NCBI's taxonomy places the organism in Eukaryota, Metazoa, Arthropoda, Insecta, Hymenoptera, Formicidae. The coding region runs from base 618 to 1613 and encodes 331 amino acids. The transcript has 4 exons. The record is from RefSeq and is a predicted model, not a curated record.